This is a messenger RNA of Lodderomyces jiufengensis, 1155 nucleotides long. RefSeq names its product methionine adenosyltransferase (gene SAM2). The transcript has a single exon. Gene Ontology annotation, biological process: S-adenosylmethionine biosynthetic process. The record is from RefSeq and is a predicted model, not a curated record. NCBI's taxonomy places the organism in Eukaryota, Fungi, Ascomycota, Pichiomycetes, Serinales, Debaryomycetaceae. Gene Ontology annotation, molecular function: methionine adenosyltransferase activity; ATP binding. The coding region runs from base 1 to 1155 and encodes 384 amino acids. Gene Ontology annotation, cellular component: cytosol.
AUGUCAGGUAAAGAAACUUUUUUAUUCACUUCAGAAUCAGUUGGUGAAGGUCAUCCAGAUAAAAUUUGUGAUCAAGUAUCAGAUGCUAUUUUAGAUGCUUGUUUAGCUGUUGAUCCAUUAUCCAAAGUUGCUUGUGAAACUGCUGCUAAAACUGGUAUGAUUAUGGUUUUUGGUGAAAUUACAACAAAAGCUCAAUUAGAUUAUCAAAAAAUUAUUAGAGAUACUAUUAAACAUAUUGGUUAUGAUCAUUCAGAAAAAGGUUUUGAUUUUAGUACUUGUAACGUAUUAGUUGCAAUUGAACAACAAUCACCAGAUAUUGCUCAAGGUUUACAUUAUGAAAAAGCUUUAGAAGAAUUAGGUGCAGGUGAUCAAGGUAUUAUGUUUGGUUAUGCUACUGAUGAAACUGAUGAAAAAUUACCAUUAACUAUUUUAUUAGCUCAUAAAUUAAAUGCUGCAUUAGCUAGUGCAAGAAGAUCCGGAGCUUUACCAUGGUUAAGACCAGAUACUAAAACACAAGUUACUGUUGAAUAUGAAAAAGAUGGUGGUGCAGUUAUUCCAAAAAGAGUUGAUACUGUUGUUAUUUCAACUCAACAUUCAGAUGAUAUUUCAACUGAAAAAUUAAGAAGUGAAAUCAUUGAUCAUAUUGUUAAAAAAGUUAUUCCAGAACGUUUAUUAGAUGAUAAAACUGUUUAUCACAUCCAACCAUCAGGUAGAUUCGUUAUUGGUGGACCACAAGGUGAUGCUGGUUUAACUGGUAGAAAAAUUAUUGUUGAUACUUAUGGUGGUUGGGGAGCUCAUGGAGGUGGUGCAUUCUCAGGUAAAGAUUUCUCAAAAGUUGAUAGAUCAGCUGCUUAUGCUGCUAGAUGGGUUGCAAAAUCUUUAGUUAAUGCAGGAUUAGCAAGAAGAGCAUUAGUUCAAUUUUCAUAUGCUAUUGGUGUUGCUGAACCAUUAUCAAUUUAUGUUGAUACUUAUGGUACCUCAAAGUAUUCAUCAGAUGAAUUAGUUGAAAUUAUUAAAAACAAUUUUGAUUUAAGACCAGGUGUCAUUGUCAAAGAAUUAGAUUUAGCUAGACCAAUUUAUUUCAAAACUGCUUCUUAUGGUCAUUUCACUAAUCAAGAAAAUCCAUGGGAACAACCAAAAAAAUUAAAAUUUUAA